Scophthalmus maximus (turbot) is the source of this 9982-nucleotide messenger RNA. Its product is annotated as girdin. Gene Ontology annotation, biological process: cytoskeleton-dependent intracellular transport; cytoplasmic microtubule organization. Gene Ontology annotation, cellular component: cytoplasm; centrosome. Bases 605 to 6604 code for a protein of 1999 amino acids. The record is from RefSeq and is a predicted model, not a curated record. The transcript is spliced from 35 exons. Gene Ontology annotation, molecular function: microtubule binding; dynein light intermediate chain binding. Lineage: Eukaryota; Metazoa; Chordata; Actinopteri; Pleuronectiformes; Scophthalmidae.
UCCCUCCCUGUUCAAUUCUAUGCAGCAUUUGAACAGAGGCGGACGUGCGGACGAUACAAGUAACCGGUCACAAAUUACUCAACAAUUUUUAUGCGGAGUGAAAUAAACCUCUGGAUUUUUCCGGACUGGAGAUUUUCUUUUAUUUAAUCGUGCCGGUGGAAUGUUUGUCUUUAGAUGUUCUUCUGUUAGCUGAGAUGUUUUGCUAGUAACGGUCCUUUUUCCAUAGUAAGCCAUAGCCUACCUGGCACGGCUCUCGUAGUCUGUAUGUAGAUUGGACAGAAAAAUUGGACAACACCCUUAAUUCCGGGGUUUUUAUCAAGGAAAAUGUGAGUUAUUUUGCUCUCCACGAGGAACACAAAGCCUCGUCGUGUCUGUCAUCUGAAACAGCUGGGUCGUGUCGAGAAGAUUUGUGGAUUAACGCCCCCCUCCCCCCCGAAGAAACCCCGGACGCGUGUUCUGUGGCCUUCAUCCAAAAUGAGCGUCGAUUUAACUGAAUAAGCUACAUAAGUGGAGUAUAAACAAACACCCAUUUCCCGGGCACUGCGCCGUGUUUUUCCCCCCUCCAUUUCUGCUUAAAUAAGCGGUGCCAGUUGCUCUGGAAAAUAUGGAAGGCGAGGUUUUCACCCCUUUGCUGGAGCAGUUCAUGCUGACGCCUCUGGUCUGUUGGGUGAAGACAGUUGGCCAGCCGACAGUGACCAAUGGCACUAAUUUAUCGGAAUAUAUUGAAUUAGUGGAUGGGAUUUACCUAAACGAGAUAAUGCUGGAGAUAAAUCCUAAGGCCAUGGUGCAGAGGACCAACAAAAAGGUGAACAAUGAUCCCACUCUGCGAAUCCAGAACCUUUCUACUCUCAUCAGGCAGAUCAAAGCCUAUUAUCAGGAGAGUCUCCAGCAACUUGUAAUGAUGCCUUUACCAAAUGUGCUGACACUGGGUCGGAACCCUCUGUCUGAACAAGGUCUGGAGGAAAUGAAGAAACUAUUGCUGCUGCUACUCGGCUGUGCUGUUCAGUGCGAGAAGAAGGAGGAGUACAUUGAGCGUAUCCAGACCCUGGACUUUGACAGCAAAGCUGCCAUAGCAUCCCACAUCCAAGAGGUGACUCAUAACCAGGAGAAUGUAGUGGACCUGCAGUGGUUGGAAAGUGGAGAAAUUCCUUCUGAGGAUUUAGACUGCUUGUCCAGAAACCUGGCUUUCCACCUCAAACGUCUGGUGGAUGAAAGGGACACACAGCUGGAGACAAUAGUGGAGUUAACCCAGGAGAGAGAUUGUGUGCAGUUGUCUCCAAUGGCACCCAUUCCAACCGUCUCUCCCGGUGACUCCCCCAGCAUGAGGAGGACCGAAAGCAGACAACAUCUCUCUGUGGAGUUGGCUGAUGCCAAGGCAAAGAUCAGGCGCCUUCGACAGGAACUAGAGGAGAAGAGUGAGCAGCUUUUGGACACCAGACAGGAGCUUGAGAAAAUGGAGGUGGAGUUCAAGAGGCUUCAGCAAGAGAGCUACCAGCUGCUGUCGGACGCUCGGUCAGCUAGGGCAUACCGUGACGAGUUGGAUGCACUCAGAGAGAAAGCCAUUCGUGUGGACAAACUGGAGAGUGAGCUGAGCAGAUACAAGGAGAGACUUCAUGACAUUGAGUUUUAUAAGGCCAGAGUCGAGGAGCUCAAGGAGGACAAUCAGGUCCUCCUGGAGACUAAGACUAUGCUGGAGGAACAGCUGGAUACCAGCAGGAACCGAUCAGACAAACUGCACCUCCUGGAGAAAGAGAAUCUGCACCUCAAAUCCAAGAUCCAUGACCUAGAGAUGGAGCGGGACUUUGACCGUAGGCGUAUAGAGGAGCUGUUGGAGGAGAACCUUGUGCUUGAGAUGGCCCAGAAACAAAGCAUGGAUGAGUCAAUGCACUUGGGCUGGGAGCUGGAACAACUGUCCAAGACACCAGAGCUGACUGAAGUCCCUCAGAAGUCUCUGGGUGAGGAGGUGAAUGAGCUGACCUCGAGUCGCCUGUUGAAGCUGGAGAAAGACAACCAGACCCUGCUGAAGACAGUGGAAGAGCUCAGAGGAGCAGCCAGUCAGGAUGCUGUGGCAAAACUGUCUAGAGUUGCUCAAGAAAACCAGAGACUAGUCCAAAAAAUGGAUCACCUGCAGAGGGAGUUGACAGCAGAGAGAGAAUCACUUCGCAGCACUGAAUCACUCAGUACUGACCUGAUGAAGGAGAAGGCUUUACUGGAGAAAACUCUCGAAACACUCAGAGAAAACUCUGAGAGACAGCUGAAAGGUCUGGAGCAGGAGAAUAAGCACUUGAGUCAGACGGUGUCAGCGCUGCGGCAGCGCUGCCAGGUUAGCACUGAGGCCCGGGUCAAGGAUGUGGAGAAAGAGAAUCGGAUUCUCCACGAGUCCAUCUGUGAGACAACCGCCAAACUCAACAAGAUGGAGUUUGACAGGAAACAACUACGUAAGGAGCUUGAGGUGAUGAAGGAGAAAGGUGAGAGAGCAGAGGAGUUAGAGAUUCAGAUGCAGAAACUUGAAAGGGACAAUGAGUACCUUCAGAAGAAAGUGGCCAGUCUUGGAAUCACCUGUGAUAAGGUGUCUUCUUUGGAGAAGGAGAAUACAGAACUGGAGGCAGAGGGCCGUCGUCUAAAGAAGAAGCUGGAUGCUACGAAGAACAUGGCCUUUCAGCUGGAGGCUCUUGAAAAGGAGAACUCCCAACUCGAGAAGGAGAACCUGGAGCUUCGGCGCACAGUUGAGAGUCUCCGGUCAGCAGGGGCAAAGGCUGCUCAGCUAGAAGCCGAGAACAGUGAGCUAGAGAGUGAGAGGAGCCAGCUGAAGCGCAGCCUGGAACUGCUGAGAGCGUCAUCCAAAAAGACGGAGAGGUUAGAGGUGAGUUACCAGGGCCUAGAUACAGAGAACCAGCGCCUGCAGAAGGCUUUAGAGAACAGCAACAAGAAGAUCCAGCAGUUGGAGGCAGAGCUGCAAGAGGUGGAGACUGAGAAUAACACUCUCCAACGCAACCUGGAGGAGCUCAAAAUCUCCAGCAAACGCCUGGAGCAGCUGGAGCAGGAGAACAAGACUCUAGAGCAGGAGAGCUCUCAGCUAGAGAAAGACAAGAAGCUCCUCGAAAAGGAAAACAAACGGCUGCGGCAACAAGCAGAGAUCCGCGACUGCAAGUUGGACGACAGCAACCAGCAGAUCUCCACCUUGGAGAAAGAGAAUCGAACCAUGGGUAAGGAGAUGAUCUUCUUCAGGGACUCCUGCACUAGAGUCAAAGACCUGGAGCGAGAGAACAAGGAGCUAGUCAAACAGGCCACCAUCGAUAAGAAGACCCUUGUCACACUCAGAGAGGAGCUAGUGAGUGAGAAGCUGCAGACUCAGCAGAUGAUUAAUGAUCUGGAGAAACUGACUAAUGAGUUGGAGAAGAUUGGACUGAACAAGGAAAGGCUGCUACAUGACGAGAACUCGGACGACAGGUUUAAGCUCCUGGAAACCAAACUGGAGUCAACACUGAAAUCAUCUUUGGAGAUUAAAGAGGAGAAGAUUGCCGCUCUAGAGGCCAGACUGCAGGAGUCCUCGAACCUCAACCAGCAACUUCGCCAGGAACUCAAGACAGUGAAGAAAAACUAUGAAGCGCUGCGUCAGAGGGAGGAAGAGGAGAGGAUGGUGGAAAGCUUGCCCCCUGGAGGAAGGGAGGACCCUCGGUGUGUCAGUAAAUGGGAGAAGGAGAGUCAUGAAGCCACCAGGGAGCUGCUGAAAGUCAAAGACAGACUCAUUGAGGUGGAGAGGAAUAAUGCCACGCUGCAGGCUGAGAAGGCGGCCCUGAGGAGCCAGCUUAAACAACUGGAAACUCAAAGCUCCAAUGUGCAGGCUCAGAUAGUGGCCCUGCAGAGACAGACCGCCUCCUUACAAGAGAACAAUACAACACUACAGACACAGAAUGCCAAGCUACAGGUGGAGAACUCCACCCUGACCUCACAGAGUGCUGCCCUCAUGGCCCAGAACAACCAGCUGCAGAGUCAGCAGAGCAGUGUUGAGGGUGAGCGCGAGGUUGCACUGAAGGAGAAAGAGGAGCUGAGGGCCACCUACGAACUGCUCCUCCGUGACCACGAGAAGCUUGCAGCACUCCAUGAAAGGCAGGCAGGCGAGUAUGAAGCACUGAUCGGAAAGCACAGGGGCCUGAAGAGUUCCCUCAAGACCCUGGAGCAGCAGCAUAAGGACUUGGUGGACAAGUACAAGCAGUUGCUGCAGGGGAAGCGGGAGCUGGAGGAGCUGGAGAAAAAUCUGAAGGAGCAGCAGGAAAUGAUGGCACUGGAGAAUGAAACACACCAAGCCACAGCUGACAAAUGCAAAUUACUCAAAGAGGAAAACGAUAGACUUAAUACUACCUAUCAUCAGCUGGUGAAGGACAAUGAGAAUCUGCAGCUGGACCAUAAGAACUUAAAGAGCCAGUUAAACGGUGCCAAGCUGGAGCAGACCAAGCUGGAGGCUGAGUUCUCUAAACUGAAGGAGCAGUACCAGCAACUAGACAUCACCUCCACCAAGCUCACCAACCAGUGUGAAUUGUUGAGCCAGCUAAAGGGAAACCUGGAGGAGGAGAAUCGUCACCUAUUGGACCAGAUCCAGACUCUAAUGAUACAGAAUCGCACACUACUGGAGCAGACAAUGGAGAGCAAAGACCUGUUCCACGUAGAGCAAAGGCAAUACAUAGACAAGCUCAAUGAGCUGAGAAGACAGAAAGAGAAGCUAGAGGAGAAGAUCAUGGACCAGUACAAGUUUUUCGACCCCUCACCUCCACGCAGGCGUGGCAACUGGAUCACUCUGAAGAUGAGAAAGCUCAUAAAGCCAAAGAGCCGUGAGAGGAUGCGUUCUCUCACGCUGACUUCGCCUCAUUCAGAGUCUGGCGACAGUUAUCUUACUUUUCCCCAGGAGAGCAAGGACAACUCUUCCAUUGGCUCCGGAUCCAACUCGCUUGAUGAUACACUCACACAAAAGAGGAGCAGCACUAUUAAAAGGUUGCCUUUCAUGAGGAACAGAUCCAAGGACAAAGACAAGGUCAAGGCCACCUACCGGCGCUCCAUGUCCUUGAAUGACCUGCUGCAGACGAUGGCAGUAGUAGGUGGUCCCGGGGCUCAGUGGACAAGCAGCACUGACAACCUAGAUGGAACUGAGGCCGGAGACACCGGCAUGACAGGUAGUGGCAGGCAACACGUAAAAGAGCUUGCCUUUUCUACCAACGCUAUCGACUGUGCAGCUCUCACCCUGCCCAACAGAGCUAAGCACCAGCUUCAGGUCAAAGAUAAUGCCUCCUGUGAGGAUGUUGCCGGCUCCUAUGAUGACCACAAGAUUCAAGCCACAAGACCCUCCAGUCUCCAUAGGAACAGGACCACCAGUAGUAAUAGUAACAAUAAUUCCCACCACACUUCUCCUCUGGAGAGCAAAGGCACAUUGAACGGCAGCCUCAGCCGUCCUCAAAGUGAGAGCAGCGGAGAGUUUAGCCUGAGCUUAGACCAGGAGGUGUGGUCAAGCAGCGGCAGCAGCCCCGUCCAGCAGCCCACCUCAUCGCGCUCCUACCACCAGAGCCUCCUGCAGCUGGGCAAGUCACUCAACCCAUCUUCCACCGCAGGCAGCCCCGGCCAAACCCAGAUCAGGAAGAUGGGUAUCCCAGGCAGCGAUGUUCUUUCACUGCAACAAUUCCUGGAUGAGGGUAUUGAUCGUGCAGGGUCUGGCAGUCAGGAGAACCUCAGUGUAGAUUCCCAUCGUCUCUCCAAUUCUUCUGAGCAUGUACACACUUCCACAAAGGGCCGGGGCAUAUUACGCUCAUCUAGUGGGAAAGCCGCACCAGUCAGCUCUGACCGCCCACCGAGACCUGGACAGCCAGGGCGCCCAACCCUGCGAAAGGCGGAGAGCACCCGUGUGAAAGGCUCUGUCCCCAUCAGCUCCAGUCUAUCAUCGCAAGGGAAAGCCUUAUCCGUUUCAGAACGCCUGGACUCUGCUUCCUCCACACUGCCCCGAGCUAGCAGCGUCAUCUCCACGGCUGAAGGCUCCACGCGGCGCACCAGCAUCCACGACCUGCUGUCAAAGGACAACCGGCAGCCUGUUUCUGUCGACUCUUCUCCUCCCAUCGCUUCCAACAAGGCUGGGGUACGCUCCAAGCCUACUCCCAGUGAGUACCACCCCAACAGCUCCAACUUGAAAGGACCCCUUAUCACCACCACCACCCUUCCCAAGUCACUCAGCUUACCUUGCCAUAGCUUGGAGGACCCCGACCUCUCCACUCUUGAGUCUUUCCUUGGGCCUUCCUUUACUGUAGAGUCUGUGUUCAUUGACUCCAUUUUUAGUGAUUCAGUGGGCAAAAACCUCCCCUUCCUGUCUCUUAACCCCACCCUAGUCAGCAAUAUCAGUGGGCCACCUGUUACAAAUAAACCCCCACCUGCUUCACCUAUCCCAAACAACAUUUCCACCCAAAACCAGACAACUCACUGCCAAUCAAUCAGCCAGAUGAGAUCUGGCCCAGCCAGUGUGGAAGUUUAUGACGAGGGUGUUGAUCGCAAUUGUGUGAAUAAUUCGGCCCAGUCACUGAGCCCAGAGGACAACCAGUCUCUGUGGUAUGAGUAUGGGUGUGUGUGAAUGACAAGGAGGCAAAUUCUCCUCCGCUGCAUGUAUUUAUCAGAGCAGCUCAAUGUGGUGUAUUGGUUUCAUGCUUUCCUGUUUGCCAUGGUGCUGACUGGUGAUUUCAUAUCUUAUUUUGUUUUUUCCUUUUUUUUUGUCACCAUUAAUUUUCACCUUUUUUUUCCAUCUGUCCCAUUCUGUUCUCCAAGGUUGGACUUUGAAUGUUCCUCAGUCCAGCAACAUUUACCAUGUUAUUGUUUCAAAUCUGUUUCACUGGCUUAGGCUAAAUUAUUAUCAGGUGUAGUGGGUUUAUACACUACUUUCUUGCUUUUACAAAACAUCUCACAGUUAAAGGGGCAGAAAGUGAUUCUAAAGCAAUACACGUUUUGUAAAAAUCACAGAAUGUUUCCUCACCUUCCGUUAACUGUCGCUUGUGUGUGUGCAGCGGAAAAGAAACCUUUGUUUUUCGUUUCAGUCUUGGCUCUGUAAAUCGAACAUAAAAAAAUACCACACAACACUGCGAGUGCAGUUUGUAAACAUCACUUGUUGACAUCUUAAGACACGUGCUAGUGGGUGACUCCCAUACCGGAGGUCGUGAGUUCGCGUCCGGGCCAGAGCUGUAAAAUCACAACAACAACAACAAAGAGAGAAACAGGCUCUCUCAAAAAUCGCUUACUGCCCCUUUAAGGACUUAUUAUUUCUGUUUAGAGCUUCUAUAUUAAAUUGCCUAUGAUUAGAAAUGUAAGAGAUUCAGCCAGUAAAGUACUGAAAAUGUUUAUCGCAUAAAUAGCUUUACAGUCUUUCAGUAUGUCAGAUAAUAAUUGUUAUGAUAAUGUUUAUCAUAAUGUUUUAUGGGAGAGUGUGUGUUUCACUGCUUCUGACUCAGUUGCAUUAUCCACUAAACUGGAUGCCUUUGUUCUCUCUGUCCUUCCUGACAGUCAUUUUGAUUACUGUGAUCAAAAUGUUUGUUUAUCCUCUUUGUUUUCUAUUGACAGUGUGGAUUGCUUUUUUCUUUUUCUUUUUGGGAUUAGAUUGUACAUUAACUGGGUUUUGACCAAGUGGAUUUCUUGGCCUGAUGACAAAAUUGUUUUGCUUCAAUCUCAGAAUGAUCUGAGGGGAAGAUUUAAUUGAUAAAGUGAGAGUUGACAGUGAAGGUAGUGGAACAUGAUCAGAGUGAUAGUUAUAUUUCAGUUUUAGGCAGUUUUGAUAGUUAUUGAAAGAGGGAGUCGUCAUAAUAGGUUGAGAACAGUUUACAUUGGUCUAAUUGUUUUGUGACUGAAGCCAGCAUAAUUUAUCUUGGUAUCUGAAUACUAUUUGAUUUUGUAUUUAAGACUUACAAGAUUUUCUACAGAUUGUUUCAAUCAUUAAGUUAUAAUCAGAGACGAGAAGUGCAUUAUGUGCCAAUAAUAGUGGAACCGUCAGUAUCUGCUCCUUAUUUAUUUCUGCUUUUUUCACUCUGUAGUUAUUGUUUUGAAGUUGCUUUUUUGUAUUCAUCUUGAUCUACCAUAGACGCAAGUAUGAAGUAGAUGAAAAUGUUCUGGUCACUGCCAACAGAUGUAACAUAAACAUUGCCUUUGUCCUACAGAUGAAAAGGUCAGAAAGUCUAAAAGCAGGAGCGGGGAGCCGCAGCAAAGCUGCUAAACCCUGCCCCCAUCCCCACCCUCGACUGUCUGGUACCAUGCUGUGAGCGCGUGGUGAGUGAGUGCUCGAGCGGGAGGAAUAGGUUGUGUGUGUGUGGGGGGGGUGUCGUCCAUUCUGCCGUACACUUGCCUCCCCUGUUUUCUCUAAGCUCCCCCUCACUGUCCUGUCUGUUGCCCCACUGUCCCUGAGGUGCCAAACGCCUGUUCAGACAGCCUGAUGGGACCCUGGUCUGCAUGGCAUAUGGGCUUUCUUUCAAAAUUUCUCUGAAUGGAUGAAAUCCAUUGAAUCCCCAAGCAAGAGUUCUAUGACUCCAGCAGCUCUUCUCUGAAAUGCUUAUUGUUUUUUUGGUAAAGAUGACUGCUCAGUAUCCUUCUGGUAAAAAAAAUAGGUAAUUUAAGCUCAAGGCUGUUUUAAGGCUGCUUAUUGUUGCUGCAUGGCUUGGGUGUAAGCUAAAACCCUUCCUCCCUCACCUCUCCUGGACCCUGCAUGUUGACCUAGCCUGGCUGCUGUCCCAUCUUGUAUAUCACUAACAGUCUUUACUGAUACAAUUUCAGACAUAUAACCUUGUUUUUCUCUGUUUACUUUGUCUUCCUGUGCUUUUCUAUGUUCUUCUACCCUGGCUUUUUCAGCUUUCUAAUCUGUUUCCUUUCUUUUCUUACUCUUUCCAUAUUUUGCUUGCCUGGGACUCAGAGAGAAAGGUGACCUUGGAGCUGUGUAUCUGAAAACUAGUAAGCUACAGUUAAACUGCUGAGACCAUCUACAGUGACAAAAGAUUGUAUAUGCCAUUUUUUUUCCUUUCCUUUCAUUUUUUUUUUACCCAGGACACUUCAGUAGAGAACAGUGGAUUCCUGCUCUUUUUUUUCUGCCUUGAAUCAAGGAAACAGAAAAAUACAAGAAAGUGUUGCGCUGACAGAUUUUCUACAUAGAAUGCUGUGGCAGAUUGCACUGCCACAUGUUGGACUCCUAGAUGUGCACUAGACUAAAUGUGAGUGCCAAUGUUCACACGAGCCAAAAGGAGACCGAUGACUACAUGUUGGACCCUCUUCUACCCGACGCCAUGAUCCUGAAAAAAUGAGCAGCACAAGCAAAACUAUCAUUUAAUCAGGCACUUACAAAGCAUGGCAGCGCAAACAUUUCUGACUUAACAUACUCUGAGACUGAAUAAUCACAUUUGCAUUGGAGCAAUCAAUUAUACCACUUCCUUUGUCCAAUCCAAGCAGAGCAAUUUGUUCAGUAGGGAUUUUGCUUGCCAAGAUGCCAAAAGGACGGACUGAAAACCGUUACUGCUGUGUGAUUGGUGUCUGUUGCCUGCUAAUCAACAGUGAAGUUUGUGUGAUCUGAGAGAGAGACUCGCCUUGGGAGUGUUACAGGCCCCCUUUACGACAGUGGUGGCUAAUGUCAUCACAGAGAGACACCCUCAAACAAACCCUGCACUUUUCUUCUUAGCUUAAAUUAUAUAUCAUCAUAUAGUAAGUCAUUGCUCAUCUCACACUAAAUAAUCUCACCUAUCGCUUCCUAUCCUGCUAUAAUAAGAUGGUAAAAGCACGACGACAGUUCAUUAACAUGGUGAUAAGGCACUCCAUAAGAUACUUUUUAUAAAUCUGACUAGAAGGACUAUAGGUGACCUGUAACUUGCCUAGUAUAUACACAUUUCUGUUGUUGUGAUGUUGAACAUGAUGGUGAUGAGACCAGAUGUUUUCCUCCUUUUCCACUUUUACAUAAAUCCAUUUGAUAUAAUAAAACUCAUCAAGACUA